GCACCAACGCUUUCGGUGGAAGCAAAGCACCGCCCAAAAUACUUAAAAGCUUACGGAUACACAUACACUCUCUCUCUUUCUCCUCCAAUCCUGAAUUCCUGAUCCGGGGCAGGCAGGGUAGAGCGGGAGCGGAGCGGCCAGUUCCUUCCUCGCGACCCUCGUCGCUGGCCGAUCGGCGAUCCGGGGAUGGGCGUCGCGACGAGGCCGUCGGCGUGGCGGACGUGCGCGGCGGCGGUGGUGGCGGUGUGGGCGGUCCCGGUGGCCCUCUCGCUGCUGCUGCUCUGGCUGCCCCUGCUCUGCUGCGCCGUGGCCGUCGUCCGGUUCCGGCGCGCCAGGCGGAGGCUCAUGCGGGGCUGCGGCGUCGGGGUUCCGUCUUCGUCGUCGGUGGACGCCGCCGGUGAUCGGCUGGGGCUGCUGCAGAAGUACCUCGAGGACCAGAUGGAGCUCGUCGGCGCCGACCUCUUCCGCGAUCUCAGCCAGGAGAAGCGCGUCGACUGAGGGGGCUUUUCUUCUACCGUAGGUUGUAGAAUCAUGCGAAGCGCAGGCGAUUUUGCUCGUGUUUGUGCUCGGUGAAAUGGAACAAUCAAGAAAUC
This is a messenger RNA of Lolium perenne, 593 nucleotides long. The record is from RefSeq and is a predicted model, not a curated record. NCBI's taxonomy places the organism in Eukaryota, Viridiplantae, Streptophyta, Magnoliopsida, Poales, Poaceae.